GUGUUGAACAAGAUCUUUCAGAAAUUCAGUUAUGGAAUCAGCAGAUGGGUUGGCACCCAAUAAGCUCUGGAUAUCGGGUAACAUGACGGUAGAAUAAGAAAGUCCGCUGGACGUCACGCGUCACGAUGAGCGCAUACGCGAAGAGUCACGUGGUCACAUUCCCCAACAAAGUUCCGUGGUGCGCACUGCGCUCAACGUGCAUGGCUUCAUCGACACCAACUGCAAAAGUCGAGCCUGAGGACUCCAAGCCCUUCUCCCCAGAAGAGCAACAUGCAGAGCAUUCCUGGCUCGAAAAUGCUAUAUCUAGUUCCAUUCGGUUUAUCAUGAACCUCGUUCGCCCAGUAGCACCUCAGCUGGUUCCAUUACUCAUAUGUCUUGCACUAAUUCCAGUUAUCAUAUUUUUCUCCUUGUUUUCUGGCUGGUACAUUUGGAAGAACGUUGCUGUAGGGUGGGAGUCCCCUCUGUAUCUGCAAUACGGCGAUGGUACGUCUCCGUAUGCUGAGAUAUCGUUGCCAUCUCUGGUACCUAGCCAACUCUAUGAUAUCUCCAUACACCUCGUUAUACCAGCAUCAGAGGCAAAUUUUGCCCUGGGGAACUUCAUGACUACUUUGACGCUUUCAACGCCUUCUAAUAGAACUUUGGCAUCAAUUAGGAAACCAGCUAUAGUCCUGCCACCUACGAAAAGCCGAGUAUGGUCGUCGCCCAAAUUAGUCAACCUCGACGUUCUUUUCCUCGAGUCGCACGCACCCGGUGUGUCUCGUGCCAUCGCCAGAGUGGAAUUGGGGCGGAGGGAUGGAUGGAGGGCUCUUGGCAAUGGUGAAGGGCGAGAGUUGACGGUUUUUUCUGCAUCCCUGAGAGGGACCGUCAAGCACCACGGUAUUCGGGGGCUUGUGACACGCUUCCCAGUCACGUCUUCCAUUGUAUCAUCUGCCAUUUUUCUCGUGAUAUCUCUUCUUGUGCUCGCGGCAUGCAUUCUUCCUGCAAUUCAAUGGCGCUUCCCAAGUGAGGACUACGGAUCUGGUGAGCCGACGGAAGAAGUUCUCAAAGAGCGCAUAUACCGCAAGAGGAGGCAAAGGAGAAAGUUAUCCCCAAGGAAUGAAAAUUCGUCGCCAAGCGAAUAUAAAAUAGAGGAUGUCCCGAUUGAUAUGCCUUCUGCGGUUACGUUCUCUGAUCAACCAUUGCGGCGGCGUCGCUCAAGAGCCUCGGAUACUUUCUACGAUUCUGAACCUUGAAUGUUUCCUGUUGGACUGUAAUUGUUUUCCAUGUUUCAUUGUCACACCCCUGUAUUUAUAGUUCUGUCCCUGGUAGUAGUAGGUAUAAUCUCGCCUUGUGUAAUUCCACGUAUCUCAGUCCAUUUUGAGGUACAAUUCUAAAAUGUCGCUGUCAUUGUCAAGUUCAAUUGAUACCUACGCGGACCUAAACCUUUCCUAAUUUAGCCACAUGGGAUACCUAAA
This is a messenger RNA of Suillus bovinus, 1454 nucleotides long. Its product is annotated as putative adipose-regulatory protein-domain-containing protein. The coding region runs from base 126 to 1232 and encodes 368 amino acids. The transcript is spliced from 6 exons. Gene Ontology annotation, cellular component: endoplasmic reticulum membrane. Gene Ontology annotation, biological process: lipid storage; lipid droplet organization. NCBI's taxonomy places the organism in Eukaryota, Fungi, Basidiomycota, Agaricomycetes, Boletales, Suillaceae. The record is from RefSeq and is a predicted model, not a curated record.